CCCAGAAGCAGCUGCCUGUGCCCUGUUGAAAAUUCAUGGCCACAGCCCCAGGCCCUGCUGGCAUUGCCAUGGGCAGCGUGGGCAGCCUGUUGGAACGGCACGACUUGUCCCCUGAAGAGCUGCGGGCGGCCCUUGCCGGGUCUCAGGGCUCCCGCCAGCCUGACGGGCUCCUCCGGAAGGGCCUGGGCCAUCGUGAGCUCUUCAGCUACCUGCACUUCCCCAAGAAGGACGGCAAGAGCACCAAGCGGGCCCCUCGCAACGAGCCUGCGGACUAUGCCACUCUCUACUACCGGGAACAUCCUCGCGCGGGUGACUUCAGCAAGACCUCGCUGCCGGAGCGGGGUCGCUUCGACAAGUGCCGCAUUCGCCCCUCGGUGUUCAAGCCUACGGCAGGCAACGGGAAAGGCUUCCUGUCCAUGCAGAGCCUGGCAGCCCACAAAGGCCAGAAGCUGUGGCGCAGCAAUGGCAGCCUGCACACGCUGGCCUGCCACCCGCCCCUGAGCCCCGGGCCCCGGGCCAGCCAGGCCCGGGCACAGCUGCUGCACGCCCUCAGCCUAGAUGAGGGCGGCCCUGAGCCCGAGCCCAGCCUGUCCGACUCCUCCAGUGGGGGUAGUUUUGGUCGCAGUCCUGGUACUGGCCCUGGCCCCUUCAGCUCCUCCCUGGGCCACCUUAACCACCUCGGGGGCUCCCUGGACCGGGCCUCUCGAGGACCCAAGGAGGCUGGGCCACCAGCUGUGCUGAGCUGCCUGCCGGAGCCACCACCGCCCUACGAGUUCUCCUGCUCCUCUGCCGAGGAGAUGGGAGCCGUGCUGCCCGAGGCCUGCGAGGAGCUCAAGAGGGGGCUCGGCAAUGAGGACGGCUCCAACCCCUUCACGCAGGUGCUGGAGGAGCGCCAGCGGCUGUGGCUGGCUGAGCUGAAGCGCCUGUAUGUGGAGCGGCUGCACGAGGUGACCCAGAAGGCUGAGCGCAGCGAGCGCAACCUCCAGCUGCAGUUGUUUAUGGCUCAGCAGGAGCAGCGGCGCCUGCGCAAGGAGCUGCGCGCUCAGCAGGGCCUGACUCCAGAGCCUCGGGCCCCCGGCACCCUCUCAGAGGCUGACCCCGGUGCACGACCAGAGGAGGAAGCCCGAUGGGAGGUGUGCCAGAAGACAGCAGAGAUUAGCCUCUUGAAGCAGCAGCUGCGCGAAGCCCAGGCGGAACUGGCCCAGAAGCUGGCGGAGAUCUUCAGUCUGAAGACACAACUUCGGGGCAGCAGGGCACAAGCCCAGGCUCAGGACGCAGAGCUGGUCCGGCUGCGCCAGGCUGUGCGCAGCCUGCAGGAGCAGGCCCCUCGGGAGGAAGCCCCAGGCAGCUGUGAGACUGAUGACUGCAAGAGCAGGGGCCUGUUGGGGGAGGCAGGAGGCAGCGAGGCCAGGGACGGUGCUGAGCAGCUGCGGGCUGAGCUGCUGCAGGAGCGACUUCGGGGCCAGGAGCAGGCGCUGCGCUUCGAGCAGGAGCGGCGGACUUGGCAGGAGGAGAAGGAGCGCGUACUGCGCUACCAGCGGGAGAUCCAGGGGGGCUACAUGGACAUGUACCGCCGCAACCAGGCACUGGAGCAGGAACUGCGGGCACUGCGGGAGCCCCCCACGCCCUGGAGUCCCCGGCUCGAGUCCUCCAAGAUCUGAGGCCAGCAGAGCGAGCUGACAGCAGAAACACUGUCAGAAGGUGCCCUGAGACGGCCGGCUCGGCCUUCCCUUGCACUGAUUGGGGUGGAACCUGCAGAGGCCAGGCCAGGGCUGGGGAGGCGCAAGGAGAGGAGGGAUCCAGUGGGGCUGUGGGCUGGGUAGGGUGCCUUGGCAGGAGCCAGCACAAGGCCCUCCUGGCAGAGGAGCACCUAGGCAGGGCCCAGCCCUGCUUCCUGGAGCGGAUGUGGCCCAGAGAAGGAGGCUGGGGGAUCACCAGCCCCAGGGUCCCGAAGGGCAGGUCAAAGGGCGGCUGAAGACCUGGACUGGGGCCUUCCUCCAUGGAAGGAUGCUGGGGUGGGAACAUUAGCCUCCCCCAGAAUAAAACCACCGUUUUCUACCAGAG
This is a messenger RNA of Mandrillus leucophaeus (drill), 2064 nucleotides long. It is a transcript of the gene N4BP3, whose product is annotated as NEDD4 binding protein 3. The record is from RefSeq and is a predicted model, not a curated record. Gene Ontology annotation, cellular component: cytoplasmic vesicle. The transcript is spliced from 4 exons. Lineage: Eukaryota; Metazoa; Chordata; Mammalia; Primates; Cercopithecidae. Bases 36 to 1661 code for a protein of 541 amino acids.